AUGGAUCAGCCAGAUCUCAAUGUUGGUGAUGGUCCAAUCGCCUUGGUUGUUGUGCCUACAAGGGAGUUGGCUAUACAGGUCUAUCAAGAAGCGAAACGUUUCUGCAAAGUCUACAAUAUUAACGUGAUUUGUGCUUAUGGAGGAGGAAGCAAGUGGGAGCAGUCGAAUGAACUCAAGAACGAGGGUGCUGAAUUGGUCGUGUGUACUCCGGGACGAAUAAUCGACCUGGUGAAAACUGAUGCAACAAAUUUUUCACGUGUAACUUUCUUGGUAUUUGACGAAGCUGAUCGGAUGUUCGACAUGGGUUUUGAAGCCCAAGUGAAAUCCAUUUCUGACCACAUCCGUCCCGAUCGCCAAUGUCUAAUGUUCAGUGCGACAUUCAAACAUAAGGUAGAGCGUUUAGCAAGAGAUGCUCUGUGUGAUCCAGUACGUAUUGUCCAAGGAGAAGUUGGCGAGGCUAAUGCUGACGUUAUACAAACUGUAGAAGUACUACCACGGCAAGACACCAAGUGGGUAUGGCUUACAGAGAGGCUUGUGAAUUUUGGAACAAUGGGUAAAGUACUGAUCUUUGUUACCAAGAAGAUCAACGCUGAAGACCUUGCAAAGAAGCUCAAGGGUAGGUUUGUCAACGCUCGGGACUUCGAUCUGGUCUUGCUACAUGGAGAUAUGCUGCAGCAUGAACGAAACGAACAUCUUCAAGCGUUUCGUAAGAAAGUUAACAUUAUGGUGGCUACUGAUGUUGCAGCUCGCGGUCUCGAUAUCCCGGAAAUUCGUACUGUUGUGAACUAUGAUCUCGCACGAGACAUCGAUACCCAUGUGCAUAGAGUGGGACGAACGGGACGAGCAGGCCAAAAAGGGUGGGCAUAUACGCUGAUUACCGAUAAAGACAUGGAAAUGGCUGGUCAUCUGGUUCGAAACCUGGAGAGUGUCAACCAGGAGGUUCCCGGAGCCCUUUUCUCCCUUGCUAUGAAAUCUGCCUGGUUCCGUUCGCAGCGUGGUGGUGGAGCUGCAGUUAAACCUCGCGCCCGGCUUGGUCUUGGCUACAAGCCAAAAACUCGACCGGGUCCCGGUGGUGGAGGCGCUCAGCUGGAUCCUCUUAGAGAGCAUAAACCACGUGGCGCAACCAAUCUCACAGUGCGUGAUGCUAUAAGAGCUGCAACCAGUAAUCAAGGGCCCGCAGCUUCCGCUCCAAACGAUAGGCUUCAAGCUAUGAGAAACGCGUUCAAGCAAUCCUUUGCUGCGACUUUCAAGCCAUCCGAGCUUGAGACGUCGAAAAUCAGACCGCAGAUGGUUUCGGACCCGCGUCCAGAAUGGAAGCGUAAAAUUGAUGAAAUUAACGCCAAAAUUAAAGCGGCAAGUCAACAAGAAACGCAGUCUGCCUCGUCAGAGACCACUGAGGAAGGUUCAUCGUCUAAGAAGAAAAGUAGAUGGGAGUAG
Cooperia oncophora is the source of this 1437-nucleotide messenger RNA. The record is from the annotation of a GenBank genome assembly. Lineage: Eukaryota; Metazoa; Nematoda; Chromadorea; Rhabditida; Trichostrongylidae.